AUGGACACCAGGACUCAUCCUUCGCCGACGCGGCAAAGUGCUCCACGAGAUUCCAGUUGGCAUAACCAAGUACACAAGAAGUCUACUGAGCUGCUCAUCCGUAAACUGCCCUUCGAACGCCUGGUGAAGGGACUCGCUCAAGACUUCAAGGCCGACCUCAGGCUCCAGAGCUUGGGUGUCUCCUCCCUACAGGAAGCCAGCAAGGCAUACUUGGUUGGUCUGUUCGAGAACACUAACCUGUAUGCUAUUCAUGCUGAACAGGUCACGACCAUGCCCAAGGACAUACAGUUUGCACGCCGCAUCCGUAGUGAGCGGGCUUAA
Messenger RNA from Opisthorchis viverrini, 321 nucleotides. RefSeq lists its product as hypothetical. Bases 1 to 321 code for a protein of 106 amino acids. The record is from RefSeq and is a predicted model, not a curated record. Gene Ontology annotation, cellular component: nucleosome. Gene Ontology annotation, molecular function: DNA binding; structural constituent of chromatin; protein heterodimerization activity. The transcript has 2 exons. NCBI's taxonomy places the organism in Eukaryota, Metazoa, Platyhelminthes, Trematoda, Opisthorchiida, Opisthorchiidae.